Messenger RNA from Photinus pyralis (common eastern firefly), 1456 nucleotides. RefSeq lists its product as uncharacterized. Bases 335 to 1456 code for a protein of 373 amino acids. NCBI's taxonomy places the organism in Eukaryota, Metazoa, Arthropoda, Insecta, Coleoptera, Lampyridae. The record is from RefSeq and is a predicted model, not a curated record. The transcript is spliced from 2 exons.
UAUGGCCGGAAAGGCCGUGGCCGGCAGGCCAUUUUUCACUACACACACACAGUUAACUGACAGGCAGCUGCCUGCCGGCGGCCUGUUGACUGUUAAAACUGAACGUGUGUAGUGGUUGGCCGGCCGGCAUUGGACUGAAGGGAAAAUUUUAGUCCAGACUAAAAUUAUUUACUAAUAAUACCAUUAAUAAGCAGGCCGAGGUAGGCGAAGUAUUUAAGUGGUGCGACAUAGUAGCAAAAAGUGUGAUUUCAGUGAUUUUAGUGGUGGAUAGUGCUGUGUAUUAGUUAACCCCAUAAAGUGUAACAGUAUUGAGUGAUUCGACGACGUUGAAAAAAUGGCAAACCAACCAAGUUUCAUCAAAGAUUUUAUUGAAUUAUACCAAAAGCAUAAAUGUUUGUGGAAAAUAAAGGACUCCAGUUAUGCUAACAAAGCUUUACGAGCAAAAGCCUAUCAAGAAUUGCUUGAGUUGUAUAAAACAGUUGAUAGUGAAGCCACGGUAGAAUCUGUGAAAAAUAAGAUUAAUAACAUGAGAAGUGCAUUUAGAAAAGAACUUAAAAAAGUGAAGAUGUCAAAGAGAAGCGGUUCUUCGGCCGACGAAAUAUACACGCCCUCCCUUUGGUACUAUGACCUACUUUUAUUUACGACAGAUCAAGAAGAAUGUAGGGAAACACUGUCUUCCUGCGUAGAUAUACAAGACGAGUCUGAAAAAACAGGAGGAGAUAAUGAAGAAAAUGAAUUGGAAUCCGAAUUAAGCAGUACAGAAGCUUCAAAUCCAUUCUCACCAACAACAAUAUCGGAGACAACAUGUUUAUCCAGAACACCCACACCGACAAGGAAAAAAGCGAAACAAACCAAACAUGAUCUGAUGGUCGAGAAAGCAUAUGAAGUUUUAAGUAGAGGUGAUAAUGAGUUCAAAACUGUUGGAGCAAAUGUUGCAUGGAAACUUCAACGAAUGGAAAAAAAUCAGCGCGAUAUUGCUGAACAUUUGAUAAAUACUAUUUUACAUUAUGGAAUUACUAACAAACUAAGCGACAAUGUAACUAUAAAUUUAUAUCCAUCAAAUAGAUUUACUAAUAAUGCAGCAUAUAAUAUGUACAGCCAAGAUUCGAGUCAUUUGCAGGCACAGCAUAGUCAGUCACAAUUAUAUCCAGAUAUUACUUUUGUAACACCACCUACUCAGUCCCAAAUACAGUCUUGUACUCAGUCAUCACGGCCACAACAUUAUACGCAGCAACUAGGAUCAGCAUAUCAACCGAAAAUACCAGUCCAAACUACUUCAUAUCUACAGUCAUUCACUCCAAUUACGCAAAUAGACUCUUGUAAUCGACCACAACUAUGUUAUGAACCACAAUCACCGGACCAAUCACAACCACAACAUUAUACUAACUAUAAUUCACACUCUCAAACACAGCCACGCGCUUCAUCACAAAUAGAGUCGCAGUCCCAGCUUACUUAA